Messenger RNA from Siniperca chuatsi (mandarin fish), 2099 nucleotides. RefSeq names its product zinc finger protein 84. The transcript is spliced from 8 exons. Bases 135 to 1886 code for a protein of 583 amino acids. The record is from RefSeq and is a predicted model, not a curated record. Gene Ontology annotation, biological process: regulation of transcription by RNA polymerase II. Gene Ontology annotation, molecular function: RNA polymerase II cis-regulatory region sequence-specific DNA binding; DNA-binding transcription factor activity. Lineage: Eukaryota; Metazoa; Chordata; Actinopteri; Centrarchiformes; Sinipercidae.
ACCGUCUUCUUCUUCUCCUCCAGGUGGCGGUAGAGGCGACCAGACGUGACGUAGACCGUAGAAGAAGAAACCCGGAAGUAAACAGCAGCAGCAGACUUGUGUUAGAGGUAGCAGUGGGCGUCCUCUGUGAUGUCAUGGUGAUGUCGUCAGUGAAGCAGCGGUACCGUGACAUCAGUCCUGUGACUCUGCAGGUGGUGGGCGGGGCUGUGAGCUCCAGUCUGUACUGUGGGGAGGUGGAGGGUCUGUCGGGGGGGCUGGCGGAGUCCUUCCUGGUGGAGCUUUAUCGCUGUAAACUCUGUCAGUUCACCUGCGGCCUGAAAACCUCCAUCAGCAGCCACCUGCUGCUCAGGCACCGCCCCCCCACCCUCACGUACCUGGGAGGGGCUGAUGGAGGGGGCGGGGCUGACGGCAGAGAGGAGGCGGGACUCCAGCGGGGGGUGUCGCCCUAUCAGCUGGAUCUGAAUGGAGAGUCGAAGCAGAGCGACGAGGACGAGGACUUCCUGCUCUACAACAUGCUGGACAACAUGAGCCCGCCCACCUGUGACAUCAGCAGUGAGGGGGGGCUGCAGGUCGCACACACCUGUGAGGUCAGCACUCUGUUUGAGGAGGAGUCCUCCAUCUUCCCUCUGAAGGGGGGUUCAGUGGAUCUGUCCUGUCCCAUCGGCCCCCCCGCCACCCAGGAGGAGAUGGCGCAGUCCGCUCACCUCAUGACUCUGGGACUGUGUCGCAUCUCAGCCGCCAAACCGCCUCCUCCUCCUCCUCCUCCUCCUCCUCCUCCUCCGCCCGCCUCCCAGCCCGUCCGGCGGCCUCCACCCGACGCCUCGCCCCGCCUGUCGCGGCCCGACAGCCUGAAGCAGAGCGAGACGGACGGGCGGGAGACGAGGACUUCACCCUCCGGUAAACGGAGGCUGCUGUGUCUCCUGUGUCCUCUGACGCUGCCGUCCAGGCGGCUGCUGGACGUCCACGUGCGGUCUCACCGGGGGGCCGGCGGGUUCGGCUGCGUCUGCUGCGGCUGGACGGCCGACAGCUGGGAGGAGCUGGAGCCUCACUGGAGGAGCCACUGCAGGAGGAGGAGGAGGAGGAGGAGGAGGGAGGAACACAAACAGGAGGAAGAGAAGAAGAAGAAGAAGAAGAAGAAGGCAGCGUCGAGGCCAAUCAGCUGUCCGAACUGUCGGAGGACGUUCAGGAGCGCCGCGUCGCGAAACGCUCACCAACAACAAACACACGACGGCGUCCGCUCAGAUUUGUUUCCUCCAGACGGAUGGAGGGGCCGGCUGAUUGGACGAGCAGGAGGGACGGAGGCAGAGCGUACGGACAGACUGACCAGUAGAGCUCAGACUGGUUCACUGCAGAGCGUCGGCGAGAAGAGGAAGAAAGCCAGGAGGAAGAAGAAGAAAGAAGAAGAGAAGGAGGGCGAGGAGACGUCUGCUGAGAUCAGAGACCAGACGGGUUUCUGUUGCUCUCUCUGUCACAGGAAGUUCUCCACCAAGCUGACUCUGAGGCGUCACCUGGGCGUCCACGGAGGAGAGAAACCGUUCACCUGUCCUCACUGUUCCUACAGCAGCAGACUGAAGGCGUCUCUGCUGCAACACCUGAGAACACACACAGGUGAGAAGCCGUACAGGUGUGCUGACUGUCCGUACGCCUCUAUAGACCGCAGCUCUCUGCUCAGACACUGCAGAACUCACAGUCAGGAGAAACCGUACAGGUGUCAACACUGUGACUACAGCAGUAUCCAGAAGAAGAGUUUGGACCUCCACGCUCGCCGUCAUCACACCGGCGAGGCGUUUCCAUGCCAACAGUGUGAGUACUCGAGUCCCGACCGCCAGCUGCUGCUCAGACACGUCCGCAGACACCACGACCCCUCCCAGCAUGCCGCGCUGUGACCUCGCAGGUGAUCGGACGCUCCGAUUGGACCGCGAGCUCGUGGGCGGGACUGCUGUGUCGAGUCUGAUGAUGAAAGCAGGAUGAUGUCACCAGACGUGCUGCUGAUGUCACAGACAGUCUGAUGGUUUUAAAUAAAGUUUAAUUUUGUGUUUUUUAAGGAUCUGCUGGUUGGAUUUUUGCAUUAAAGUAAAAAAUGUGACGCAACAUAAAAA